AUGUCGAGACAUCCAGCAGUGAGAAAGCAAUAUUUUCAAUCAUCUAAAGUCAGCGAGAAGGUCGGUGGGGCAGAAGGAACCAAGCUAGACGAUGACUUCAAAGAAAUGGAAAAGAAGGUGGACGUGACCAGCAGAGCGGUGCUGGACAUCAUGACCAAAACCACAGAGUACCUGCAGCCCAACCCAGCGUCCAGAGCCAAGCUGAGCAUGAUCAACACCAUGUCCAAGAUCCGCGGGCAGGACAAAGGGCCCGGCUACCCGCAGGCCGAGACCGUCCUGGGCGACGCCAUGCUGAAGUUCGGACGGGAGCUCGGAGAAGAGUCCUGCUUCGGUUUGGCGCUAAUGGACGCCGGCGAGGCCAUGAAGGAACUCGGGGAGGUGAAGGACGCUCUGGACAUGGAGGUCAAACAGAACUUCAUCGACCCGCUGCAGAACCUCCACGACAAAGACCUCAAAGAGAUACAGCAUCACCUGAAGAAGAUGGAGGGCCGCCGUCUGGACUUCGACUACAAGAAGAAGCGUCAGGGGAAAGUCCAGGACGACGAGAUCAAACAGGCGCUAGAGAAGUUCGACGAGAGCAAAGAGAUCGCAGAGCAGAGCAUGUUCAACCUGCUGGAGAGCGACAUCGAGCAGGUGAGCCAGCUGGCGGCGCUGGUCCAGGCCCAGCUCGAGUACCACAGCCGGGCCGCCGAGAUCCUCCAGCAGCUCUCCAGCAAGAUGGAGGACAGGAUAAAGGAGGUGUCCAGUAAACCCAGGAAGGAGUUCGCUCCGAAACCCAGGAUGACCCUGGAGCUGCUGCCCCCCAGCGAGAGCCACAACGGGGGGAUCCACUCGGCCAAAUCCCCCGGAAGAUCACCAGCCCCGAUGGACCAGCCGUGCUGCCGAGCGCUCUACGACUUCGAGCCGGAGAACGAGGGCGAGCUCGGCUUCAAAGAAGGCGACGUCAUCACCCUGACCAACCAGAUCGACGACAACUGGUACGAGGGCAUGAUCAACGGCCAGUCGGGCUUCUUCCCCAUCAACUACGUGGAUAUCCUGGUGCCGCUCCCCCAUUAG
This is a messenger RNA of Stegastes partitus (bicolor damselfish), 1056 nucleotides long. Its product is annotated as endophilin-A1-like. Lineage: Eukaryota; Metazoa; Chordata; Actinopteri; Pomacentridae. Gene Ontology annotation, molecular function: protein binding. The transcript has 10 exons. Gene Ontology annotation, cellular component: glutamatergic synapse; presynapse; cytoplasm. The record is from RefSeq and is a predicted model, not a curated record. The coding region runs from base 1 to 1056 and encodes 351 amino acids. Gene Ontology annotation, biological process: synaptic vesicle uncoating.